AUGUUUCCUGUCCAGUGGCUGUUUCUGCUGUUAACAGUUCCCCUGGCUGAAUUAGCCCCGGAAAAACCAAGGAGAUCUGCACUGAACCAACUCACCAGGAUGCUGCUGCGCAAAUAUGACUGUGGAGUACGCCCUGUUCUGAACUGGACCCAUCCAACAGUGGUGCAUAUUGACCUCAUCAUCCAGUCCGUCCUGGACGUGGAUGGACAGACUCAGAAAGUAACCACAAGCAUAUGGUAUCGCCAAAUAUGGAAAGAUGAGUUCCUUGUGUGGGAUCCGGAGGAGUUUGAAGGAGUAACUGAAAUAUCACUGUCCUCUGAUGCCAUCUGGGUACCUGAUGUCAUCAUUAGUGAAUUUGUGGAUGUGGGCAGAUCUCCUGUCAUACCUUAUGUUUAUGUCAACUCCUCUGGGACAGUGAGGAACUACAAACCCAUCCAGGCGGUUUCGGCCUGUGACCUACAGAUCUACGCCUUUCCAUUCGACAAGCAGAACUGCACCUUAACCUUCCGUAGCUGGCUCCACUCUGUGACUGAGGUGGAUCUGGCUCUGUUGAGAAGCGCUGAGGAAAUCGCCAAUGACAAGAGAGAAUUCAUGAAUGACGGUGAAUGGGAGCUGCUGUCUGUGCCCUCCCAUUACUGGCAACUCCACAUGGACAACCGAGAUUACGCCCAUAUUCAGUUCAGUAUGUUGAUCCGCCGACGCCCCCUGCUGUAUGUGGUGGGUGUGCUCAUCCCCAGUAUGUUCCUCAUGGUGGUAGACAUCAUCAGCUUCUACCUGCCUCCAAACAGUGGGACUCGAAUCACCUUCAAGACCAGUAUCCUGCUGGGUUACACUGUCUUCAGGGUCAACCUGAUGGAUGAGCUGCCUGCCACAGCUGUCAAAACCCCACUCAUAGGAAUGUUCUUUGUGGUGUGUAUGGCGCUUUUAGUCUUGAGCCUUGCCAAGUCUAUCCUGGUGGUGAAGCUUCUGCACCACAGUGAGAGGGAGGUGAAGGAAAUGUCCAUCUCUGCCUGUUUACUGGACAAAUACGGGUCCUCCAGUCAAAGCUUUAAUGAGAGCCUCUUCACUUCACUCAGAACCCUGGAAGACGUGGACCAGUCUGGAGGCUACGAGUUUGAUUUUUCCCCCGAGACGGACUUCGUCUCUCUGAGUGAGGCCCAAGAAAGUGUGCCACAACUGGAAAGGGUGCUGCAAGAGGUCAUUUCCCUCAAAUUGAACCUCCAGGAAGAAGAGAAUGACAGCACUGCACAGGCAGACUGGCUGGCACUUUGCAACAAGGUGGACAAAGUCCUGUUCCGCACUUACCUGCUCAUCCUCCUGGUCUACUGCAGUACACUGUUGCUUCUCUGGGCUAGCUGGAGUUCUGUCUGA
This is a messenger RNA of Chanos chanos (milkfish), 1371 nucleotides long. RefSeq names its product 5-hydroxytryptamine (serotonin) receptor 3B (gene htr3b). NCBI's taxonomy places the organism in Eukaryota, Metazoa, Chordata, Actinopteri, Gonorynchiformes, Chanidae. Gene Ontology annotation, molecular function: extracellular ligand-gated monoatomic ion channel activity; transmembrane signaling receptor activity. Gene Ontology annotation, cellular component: postsynaptic membrane. Gene Ontology annotation, biological process: monoatomic ion transmembrane transport. The transcript is spliced from 9 exons. The record is from RefSeq and is a predicted model, not a curated record. The coding region runs from base 1 to 1371 and encodes 456 amino acids.